Molecule: messenger RNA, 1639 nt
Organism: Neodiprion fabricii
Lineage: Eukaryota; Metazoa; Arthropoda; Insecta; Hymenoptera; Diprionidae
Product: dynein regulatory complex protein 9-like
Exons: 7
Coding region: 52-1161 (369 amino acids)
Biological process (GO): cilium organization
Cellular component (GO): cytoplasm; motile cilium
Molecular function (GO): protein binding
Source: RefSeq, a predicted model, not a curated record
GGUUUUUCUCGUUAGUGUCACCCGACGUGUCUCUGUUUCAUUUUUUACGGAAUGCUCGGGGAUGAAGACUUGGCUUCGUUUUUCGCCCGAGGAGAUCCCGACCGUCAGGCGGUCGUUCGUGGGGUAAAAAAUGGAACGGAAGUUCGUUUAAGGACCUGGGAAAAAGACGUAAUAGUAUCGUCCCUGGAAGAAUGCCUCGAACAAAUGGCAGCGAUCCUUCAAAGGAACAAUUUGAAGAAAACUGGUACUAAUUUGAACUUCGUGCCGACCGACGUGAGGUAUUUGGAUCUGAUCAAGUCACGUUUACUCUACACCAGCGAGGAGCGAGCCAUAAAGGAUAUGGAGACGGAAGCUGUUUUUCAAAAGCUCACAAGCGACAGUACAAAGCUGGUAAACAUCGUGGAGAAUACAGUCCAGGAGUUGCGGUCAAGCGGAUCGUUCCAAGUCCUGACAACGAUCCCGAAAAGUUUUACCGACGCACAAACAGAGGAAUAUUCGAUCCUCACCAAAGCGGAGAAAAACAACGAGGAGGUGAAACGGCUGCGAGAGCUAAUCGCUCAAGAUAGAAUAGCCAACGAAUCGGAGAGGAGGAAACGUGUCGAAAAAUUGUCGACGGUUUUGAGAGAAAUGGAGGCACAACAGGCAAAGGGCAGAGCGUCGAUCGCGUACGUUUCUGCUUGGGAGAAAGCCAGAUGCGAACAGAACAUAGCGCGCUGUCGGUUCGCGGAGAAAGACUUACGCCGAACUCUGGAGAAGCUCGAGAUAGACGAGAAAAAUGAAAAUCGUAUCACCGGAGACAUCGAAGCUUUCUUGUGCGACAACAUCGCGGAAAAUGAGGAGCUGACAAUCGGCUGGGAGAAAAGACACGAUCGAGAAUGGACCGAGUAUACGAACGAGAUCGGGAGGCUGGAGAAGAAGAUAAAGUUGGAGAAGACAGCGUUGGAGCUACUGAAGGAAGAGCAACGAGAGAAACGGAGUUUCAUCGACACGUACUUGGCGGAGAAAGAAGCUGAUCGCAGGAAGAAAGAGCUCGAGGAACACGUGCGAAAAAGUACGAUUAAAAUUCAAGCCUGGUGGCGGGGUGUUAUGGUGCGCCAAAAGUUCGGCCCGUACAGACCCGAAGAAAAGAAGAAGAAACGCCCGGCUAAGAGCAAGAAAUGAAGUCGCAGCUUUCGAAGAUAAAAAAAUUUUUAAAAUGGUAUAAAGUUCGUAACCAUCGACCAUGCGAAAAGCAAACGAUACAUGUACAACCUCCCGGUUAAAAAAAUAAAAAAAUUACCCGACGAGGUAGUUACCUCCAAAUUGCCUCGGGGCUUUAAAUUCGCGUUCACUCGGUUGCGAAAUAUUCAGCAGCUUCGCAGAUUCGUUCCUAUAAUUGUAUAAAUAUCCAUAUCGGGUAAUGCAUAGAGUGAAAACGAUUUUAUCGACAAGAAUCGCGCGUCUCGAUGAGGCUUUUCAGUUUUCAUCUCGCACAAACGAACCUUCAACGAUCCCGUUCGCGGGUACAAUUGACACAUGUUACAUCUGCGUGUGUACUUCGUCAAUCGGAGAACUCGAGGGUAUAUCGAUUUUCAAUAUACGCGUAGAAACAGUCCGGCGCUUGUACACUUUUUAAAAUAUAACACCGUCAAAUUUUUAA